This is a messenger RNA of Nymphaea colorata (pocket water lily), 2092 nucleotides long. RefSeq names its product NADH dehydrogenase [ubiquinone] flavoprotein 1, mitochondrial. Bases 343 to 1797 code for a protein of 484 amino acids. The record is from RefSeq and is a predicted model, not a curated record. The transcript has 2 exons. NCBI's taxonomy places the organism in Eukaryota, Viridiplantae, Streptophyta, Magnoliopsida, Nymphaeales, Nymphaeaceae. Gene Ontology annotation, molecular function: NAD binding; FMN binding; NADH dehydrogenase (ubiquinone) activity. Gene Ontology annotation, biological process: mitochondrial electron transport, NADH to ubiquinone.
UGCUCAGCCGGGUGAGAUUUAUAACACAUGCAACCCAGGUCCGGCCGGAGGAACCAUCAAAACCGACCACGUUGUGCGAUCGCAGCUUGCCGGACCUUUUAUUUGGUUCUUCAAAAUGCAGGGGACCGAUUUCCGAGUCCGUGGGGGCGAUUUUGAUAAUUUGCUCCCAAUAACUGUAAGACUAGAGAAAGGGAAGGAGGUGCGUGCGAGAGAGGGCGUCGUCUCGGGGGGUUGGGCUUAGAUCGUCGGAUCCUGCUUCCUCCUCCCCUUAUUCGUGAACCCUGCUGAGCCAAUUUCCACCAAUUUGUUAACUGGUCUCUUCGUCAGGUCAUCUCCCCAGAAAUGGGACACAUUCAGAAUCUUCUUUCUUUGCGGAAGGCUCCUUUAGUUCAGUGUUGCAGCCAUAAAUGGGAAUUGGGCCUUCGACUACUGAGCACUCAAGCUGCAGCAGGCACUCCACCACCCUCUCCACCCCCUCCACCUGAGAGGACCCAUUUUGGGGGUCUUAAGGAUGAAGAUCGCAUUUUCACAAACCUCUAUGGUCUUCAUGAUCCUUUUCUGAAAGGUGCCAUGAAAAGAGGUGACUGGUACAGAACUAAGGAUCUGGUUCAGAAGGGUUCUGACUGGAUUGUCAAUGAAAUAAAGAAGUCAGGUCUUCGUGGUCGUGGAGGUGCGGGCUUUCCUUCUGGCCUGAAGUGGUCAUUUAUGCCAAAGGCAUCUGAUGGACGCCCUUCAUAUCUUGUUGUAAAUGCUGAUGAGAGUGAACCUGGUACAUGUAAGGACAGAGAGAUUAUCCGACAUGAUCCACACAAACUACUUGAAGGAUGCCUGAUUGCUGGUGUAGGAAUGCGGGCAAGGGCAGCUUAUAUCUACAUCAGGGGUGAAUAUGUGAAUGAGAGGUUGAACCUUAUAAAGGCAAGAAAAGAGGCAUAUGAGGCUGGUCUCUUGGGCAAAAAUGCAUGUGGGUCAGGUUACGAUUUUGAUGUGCACAUCCACUUUGGAGCUGGUGCAUACAUUUGUGGGGAAGAGACUGCUCUAUUGGAAAGUUUAGAAGGGAAGCAGGGGAAACCUAGACUCAAACCUCCCUUCCCUGCUAAUGCUGGUCUAUAUGGUUGUCCUACUACAGUCACCAAUGUGGAAACAGUAGCUGUUUCUCCAACAGUUCUGCGAAGGGGUCCAGAAUGGUUUGCUAGUUUUGGACGAAAGAACAAUGCUGGCACAAAACUGUUUUGUGUCUCUGGCCAUGUUAACAAGCCAUGCACCGUGGAAGAGGAGAUGAGCAUAUCCCUGAAGGAGUUGAUUGAACGGCACUGCGGAGGAGUAAGAGGUGGAUGGGACAAUUUACUGGCCAUUAUUCCUGGAGGUUCAUCAGUCCCUCUCUUGCCUAAACAUAUCUGUGAUGAUGUACUGAUGGACUAUGAUGCACUUAAGGCAGUCCAGUCUGGCUUGGGGACUGCUGCAGUGAUUGUGAUGGAUAAAUCCACUGAUGUUGUGGAUGCAAUUGCAAGGUUAUCUUACUUCUACAAGCAUGAAAGUUGUGGUCAAUGCACACCAUGCCGAGAGGGAACAGGAUGGUUGUGGAUGAUUAUGGAAAGGUUGAAAGUUGGGAAUGCAAAGAUUGAGGAGAUAGAUAUGUUGCAGGAGGUGACAAAACAAAUUGAGGGUCAUACCAUCUGUGCAUUGGGUGAUGCUGCUGCAUGGCCUGUGCAGGGCCUUAUUCGUCAUUUCAGACCAGAACUGGAGAGGAGGAUCCGGGAGCGAGCAGAGAAGGAACUAAUGGAGGCGGCUGCUGCGUGAGUUGAAUAAACCAGGUUGCUUUGUAAGCCGUCCUUAUCAUCUGUUACUCUUUCCUGCUGUUAUCAUUUGGUAGGGUACCUAAAGGGAUUUAUGUGGAAUAAAAUGGACAUAUCUUUUAUUGCUUCCCAGUGCCCAUUUAUGGCACAGUUGGGGUUCUGUUCUUAUUUUGCUUUUUUUGUUUUUGCUUUUUUUAAUUACAAUUGCUGUCACAAUUGACCUAAUGCUUGAGGUAAGAUGGACUCUUGUCUUAUUUUGGUUUUCAUCCAGUGAAAGUCCAAUUUUAACUUCUAUUAUA